Torulaspora delbrueckii is the source of this 2286-nucleotide messenger RNA. It is a transcript of the gene HCA4, whose product is annotated as RNA-dependent ATPase HCA4. The record is from RefSeq and is a predicted model, not a curated record. Gene Ontology annotation, biological process: rRNA processing. Lineage: Eukaryota; Fungi; Ascomycota; Saccharomycetes; Saccharomycetales; Saccharomycetaceae. Bases 1 to 2286 code for a protein of 761 amino acids. Gene Ontology annotation, cellular component: nucleus. Gene Ontology annotation, molecular function: RNA helicase activity; nucleic acid binding; ATP binding. The transcript has a single exon.
AUGGCAAAGACACACAAGUUGAGAACCUCUCAGCGGAAGGAAAACCGUAAGAAAGAGACCGAAUAUAUUAAAGAUUUGGAGAAACGAAUUGAUGAGUACGAUGUUAAAAAUUCCAAAGCUGUUUUAUUCAGAGAUCUUCCAAUAAGUGACGCUACACUCAAAGGUUUAAAAGAAGCUGCCUUUGUUAAACUGACCGAGAUUCAAAGAGAAUCGAUUCCCGUCUCUUUAAAAGGCCAUGAUCUACUUGGUGCUGCCAAGACCGGUUCAGGGAAGACUUUAGCAUUCUUGAUUCCAGUAUUAGAAAAGCUAUACCGUGAAAAAUGGACUGAGUUCGACGGAUUGGGAGCUCUGAUCAUUUCACCCACAAGAGAAUUGGCAAUGCAAAUUUACGAAGUGCUGACCAAGAUCGGUGGGCACACUUCCUUCUCUGCGGGUCUGGUUAUCGGUGGUAAGGACGUCAAGUUUGAAUUGGAGAGAAUCUCUAGAAUUAAUAUCCUUGUUGGAACUCCGGGAAGAAUUUUGCAACAUAUGGAUCAAGCGGUCGGGCUAAAUGCUGACAAUCUUCAAAUGCUUGUCCUGGACGAAGCCGAUAGAUGUCUGGAUAUGGGUUUCAAGAAAACUUUGGAUGCAAUUGUGAGUAAUUUACCACCUUCAAGACAAACUUUGCUGUUUUCAGCAACGCAAUCGCAGUCCUUAGCUGACUUGGCAAGAUUAUCAUUGACAGAUUACAAAUCGGUCGGUACGGCUGACACCGUUAACGGUGGUGACAGCGAAGUUUCUACUCCAGAGACUCUUCAACAAUCUUACAUCGUCGUCGAAUUGGCAGACAAACUUGAUACAUUGUUCAGUUUUAUCAAGACUCAUCUUAAAAGUAAGAUGAUUGUGUUUCUUUCGAGUUCAAAACAGGUUCAUUUCGUAUAUGAGACUUUCAGAAAGAUGCAACCGGGUAUAUCGCUAAUGCACUUGCAUGGUAGACAGAAACAAACGGCACGUACAGAGACGCUAGACAAAUUUAGCCGAGCUCAACAGGUUUGUCUGAUCGCCACAGAUGUUGUGGCUAGAGGUAUAGAUUUCCCUGCCGUGGACUGGGUCGUGCAAGUCGAUUGUCCCGAGGAUGUAGACACCUAUAUUCACAGAGUCGGUAGAUCAGCACGUUACGGGAAGCAAGGUAAAUCUCUGAUCAUGUUGACUCCUACAGAAGAAGAAGGCUUUUUGAAAAGAUUAAAGGCAAGAAAAAUCGAACCAAGCAUGUUGACCAUAAAACAAUCAAAGAAAAAAUCAAUCAAACCACAACUACAGUCAUUACUAUUCAAAGACCCUGAGCUAAAAUAUUUGGGUCAAAAGGCGUUCAUUUCUUAUAUCAGAUCGAUUUACAUUCAAAAGGACAGAGAAGUUUUUAAGUUCGAUGAGCUGCCAACAGAAGACUACGCUCUAUCUUUAGGCUUACCAGGUGCUCCAAAAAUCAAAAUUAAAGGUAUGAAGGCCAUUGAGCGGGCAAAGACAAUGAAGAACACGUCAAGACAACUCUUGUCCCUAUCAAGAGCUAACGAUGACGGUGAACAGGAAGAGAAAGCCAAAGAAGUUAGAACCAAAUACGACAAGAUGUUUGGACGUAAAAAUCAGACUGUGUUAAGUGAGCACUAUCUAAAUAUCACCAAAUCCAAGGCCCAGGAAGAUGAGGAUGAAGACUUCAUGAUGGUUAAACGUCAAGAUCACAAGUUGAACGAAGAUGCGCUACCUGAGUUGUCUGUUCCUACUUCAAAGAGAUCGCAGAAAAAGGCACUAUCAAAGAAAGCUUCUCUCUCAUCGAAGGGCAAUGCCACUAAGAUGGUAUUUGAUGACGAAGGUACUGCUCAUCCAGUUUACGAACUCGAAGGUGAAGAAGAGUUUCACAAGAAGGGUACUGCUGAGAGCCAGCAGAAAGAGUUCUUAGAGAAAGAAGCAAAGGUGAUGGCUGGAGUUGACACUGACGAUAAGAAACUCGCCAAGGAAAAACGUCAAGAGAAGAAGAGGAAAAGACUUGAGGCCAUGAGACGGGAGAUGGAGGCCGAACUGGCAGAGGAGUAUAGCGAUGAGGGAGAGACCAUCGUACAGCUGGGAACAGGUAACUUGAGUGACGACAUGGAAGAUGACUACGAUUCUGAUGAACGUCCAACUAAAAAAUCAAAAUCGACAAACUACAAGCGCGGCCCACUCGAGGAUGAACACAGCGACGUUAUUGAAGUUGAAGAGCCUGAAACUUUAGAAGAUUUGGAAUCGUUGACGGCAAGACUGAUCCAAGGUUGA